Patiria miniata (bat star) is the source of this 4111-nucleotide messenger RNA. Its product is annotated as integrin beta-1-like. Lineage: Eukaryota; Metazoa; Echinodermata; Asteroidea; Valvatida; Asterinidae. The record is from RefSeq and is a predicted model, not a curated record. Gene Ontology annotation, cellular component: focal adhesion; integrin complex; cell surface. The transcript has 24 exons. The coding region runs from base 304 to 2796 and encodes 830 amino acids. Gene Ontology annotation, biological process: cell-matrix adhesion; cell migration; cell adhesion mediated by integrin. Gene Ontology annotation, molecular function: integrin binding.
CUGCGCAUGCUGACUGCAAGCACACACAGGCUUGGUACGGAGGAAGUAGGAUCUAUUUUAUUGUUCUGUAUCAUUUUCGGAUUAGAACCAUAAUCUCUGCCGACAUCGUCAGACAAGAACACUCACAUCGACGAGGCAAUCUAGCGAGUUUUUUUUAGGCAAGAAUUAGUAUAGUCGCUAGAACAAGACCACGCGAAGUGACAGAGGAAUUAAAACGGUAACUUGGGCGCUACCACAAUAGUCUCCAUCGGCAGUUAAAGUCCCCCGGAGAGAAAGGAACUGCCGGCCAAACUGUCAGCAGACAUGGACGGGCGGUACAGAUACAGACAUUUAAGAUGGGCCACCAUGGUGCUAAUAAGUUUGCUAUCAACGAUGUGCAGUGUACAAGCAGUUACAGAGCCACCGCCUAUCGAUCCCCAAGACUUAGAGGAUAACAUCUGCUCAGCGGCAAGGACUUGCCGGGAGUGUAUCGCACUGGAUCCAAUGUGUGGCUGGUGCGGGGAUCAGGGUUAUGCAGAGGAGACAAACUUUCAAAGAUGUGAUUUACAUGCCAACUUGAUGAACAGGACUUGUCAAGAUAUUACAUUCCCUGAUAGCGUUGUAGGAGUUAUACAGAAUGAUCCUUUAAGCGACGCCGGUGAAGGGCCAAUGGAAGCCGUGCAAGUGGCGCCCCAGAGGAUCACGUUAAAAUUACGGCCAAAGGAAACAGCAAAUUUGACAGUAUCGGUACGGCAAGCGAGAGACUACCCAGUGGAUCUGUACUACGUCAUGGACCUGAGCAAAUCCAUGGGCGACGACUUGAACAGGUUGAAAACACUGGCUACAACAUUAGCGCAAGAGAUAGGGAACAUCACCAGAAACUUUCGUCUAGGCUUCGGUUCAUUCGUCGAGAAAACGGUGGCGCCCUUCGUCGACACUGCAAUUGGAAGUCUUAGAGAGCCAUGUCCUGGUUGUGAGGCUCCGUAUAACUUCAGAAACCAUCUCCCCCUAGACAACAAUACAGACUUAUUCUCGCAAAGAGUCAGCGAAAUCAAAAACGUUUCCAAAAACGCGGAUCAUCCCGAGGCUGGUCUUGACGCCCUCAUGCAGGUCACAGUAUGUAAAGAUCAGAUUGGUUGGCUGCCGAGAGCGAGGCACAUCGUCGUCUACACUAGCGAUGACUCGUUCCAUAUUGCAGGUGAUGGAAAGCUUGGCGGCAUUGUACAACCAAACGAUGGGAAGUGUCAUCUCGACCCAGACACGGGCUUCAACACCAAGGCUGAUGAAUAUGAUUACCCAUCUUUUGGGCACCUGAACUUCAGAAUGAGAGAGCAGAACGUCAUUCCGAUCUUCGCCGUGACAUACGAACGAAUAGGCUUUUAUCACCCUCUCGUUCGGUUUAUCGAGGGUUCGACUGUGGGCACGCUGGCUCAAGACUCUUCAAACGUUGUCCAGUUGAUCAAGGACAACUAUGAGAAAAUCACCUCGCGGGUGGAGAUCGUGGACAAUUCCCUGGAGAAUCUUGCCGUGAGUUACACGUCACGGUGCCUGGACGAGGCACCGAGACCAAACUCCAAGGUCUGUACGGGGCUACGCCUCGGUGAGACGGUCAGCUUUGAUGUCAGCGUGGAGGCUACGAGUUGCCCGGACAAUAACACACAAAAGUUCUCCAUUCGGCCGAUUGGAUUCGACGAAGCUGUGGAGAUCACGGUCGAAGUUGCAUGCGAAUGCGAGUGUGAGGCAUCAGCGGUUCCUAAUAGUGAAUACUGUACCAAUGGUAACGGCACCUUAUCGUGUGGUCAGUGUGCGUGCGAUCCUGGACGGUAUGGUAAGCAGUGUGAGUGUAGCAGCACUGACGAUGCAGGGGAUAAGUACGAGAACAUCGCAUCGUGUAGAGCGAGCAUCAAUUCAACAUCCUCAGUCGUCUGUUCAGGCCGAGGGGAAUGUAUAUGUGGGGAGUGCGUCUGUUUUGAGCGACAGGAUCGAAACGAGAUCGUUUCGGGACGGUAUUGUGAAUGCGACAAUUUCUCGUGCGAACGAUACGAUUCGGAAUUGUGUGGAGGGCCAAAUAGAGGCGAGUGCGUGUGUGACGAGAAGAAGCGGCGUAGUACGUGCAAGUGCAGACCCGGCUACGUUGGUAACGCUUGCGGCUGCGCCACAUCGAUGGCUGCAUGCAUUGCUACCAAUGGGCUUAUGUGUAAUGGGAGAGGACGGUGCAUCUGCAACAAGUGUACCUGUGAGUCGCCAUUCCAAGGCGAAACGUGUGAAGUCUGUAAGACUUGUAUUGGCAAAUGUUCGUCGUACCGACCCUGUGUGGAGUGUCAGGUCUACAGUGUAGAUAUCUCACCCGCGGAUUGUAACAAGUGCAACGUGGCUGUGGCGAUCGAGACAGACUUGCCAACCAUAAACGGAUCCAGUCUGUGCGAGUUCCCUGUACCCGAAGGUCACAGCAACUGCUCCCAGACGUACAGCUUCGUGUACGAGACACUCAGCAAUGGCACCAUACUAGUUCAUUUGGUAGAACCAGGAGAGUGCGGAGGUGAUUCUGGGAGUGGCGGAAACGACGGCGAUGGCCCCGUUGUUGAGAAAGAUGCUUCAGGUAGCGAGAUAUUAAUCCUCAUUAUCAGCAUAGUAGUCGUCAUCGUGCUGAUAGGCGUGGUACUCCUGGCACUCCUAAAAGCGGCUACUUUCUUGCAUGAUAGGAGGGAGUUUGCACGCUUCGAGAAAGAGCAGAAGUCGGCAGUCUGGGGUCAGGCGCAAAACCCGAUCUACAAGCCAUCGACGUCUACCUAUAUCAACCCAAUAUUUGGGAAGUAGCCGUAAGUAUGGACACCGUAUACCGCCAGCCGAAGGUACCAGUUAAUGUUAAAACAAAGUGUUAGUUACGCGUGUUCUUCUAUGUAUAUUGUUCCUUGAUUAUGCAGUUUAUUGUCGGUUCCCAGACUAUUUGAGCUAUAUGUUCUUCGUGAACUAAAUUAGGCCUAGAAAGCUAGAGAAAGUUAAACAAAGCUUUCUGAAACCAUGAGAGUUACAAACUGAUAAAGAUUGAUUGUACCCUUCAAUCGGGUACACGACAAAAGCGACCAAUAAGCGAAAAUUUUUUGAACAUUUUUCUUUCAUACAUAUUAACCCCCUAUAUUAAUCCAUACAUGUAAUUGUCAAAGCAAGUUAUUGUUCUUACUACACUCUAAAAAAGAAGUGUAAAUUUAUGUUGUGUAAAACUGUUGUGUAAAAAAAUUGCGUCAUUUCUGCCCAAUAUUGAGCAAAAUGAAAAUUUCGCUUGUACCUCCUACUUGUGUCAAAUGUGCUACACAUGAAAAGAGUAAAAUAGUACCCAACAUUGACUACAAGUCCCUGCAGCACAGGCAAAGAGUUCAAAUCAUGGUGUUAUUACCCAAGUGAUGGGUUAAAGAAACUGGAUUUACCCCACCGCUGUGUAACAAUUAUUUCAUUGUACACGUUGAAGAGUAGAAUUUACCAUUACAUUAGUAAAAUGUUACCACUGUGUGGGGUAAACUGACGCACGUGACAACGUUUACCCAAUAUUGUGCACGCGUCAUCACUCAUGUACAAAAUGGCCGCCGCUUGUGAGACCUUCAACAAUGUGGGGAUUUUGAUGACGUGAUUUCUUUGUUCCAGGUAAGUCAGUGAAAUGAAUUUCAGUGUUGUUUCCUCCAAAUGGGAUGCUGAUGUAUGAGGAUUAAUAUCGGGGAGAUUAGAGAAGUAACAUGCUUAUUUUUUGGACAUUUAUGUGCAACUUGGACGUCACGACUCAGCCAACCACGAUUCCAUGCACGUGAUGCAUACGUUUCAUGUACCGUAUAGUGAGUGUUCUCAGAUCUAGAAACACGGAGUAAAGUGACCGACAUUUGGGAAAUUGUUUUUGAAUGAGUUGAUUGAGGGAAAUCCUAACACCCCUGCCCAUCAUUUAGCCCACGUUCCUCGUAAUAGUCCUUAUGCAUCAGCACCAUAUUUGGGGAAAUAUCAUCUUAUUCAUUUUACUGACUUUCCAACCCAGGACUCAGUUAUUGAAAUCCCUCGCGAUUGCUGUCUCUAUAGCAUGCAAUUCACAUUGCAGAGUUCAAAGUUGAAUAAAACCGCAAGGAUCAAUAACAAAGGUACACAACAACUA